AUGGCCCAGCCAUUUCAUGCCGGAGGAGCGACAACCAUCCUCACAACACCACACUCUUUCGAGCUACUACGGACAUCGGUACUCACCCGCCUUCACGAGCUGGACUUCACUCACUUCGGAUCGAUAAUUGCAAUAGCCGGCGUCGUGCCUACCGCUUGGAGGCUUCUGCGACAUGCUUGGCAGGAAGCUGCCACUGCCGUUAAACGUUUCUUUCUGGCUUCGGUGACCAUACCUCCCGGGGAUCCUUUAAACAGAAGUGUCAGCAGCUGGAUUUUGGAGAAUGUCAUUGAACCAAGACAUUUACGGUUCCAGACUGCGCGUACUGAGGUCGGUCACGAUCUUGAUCCGGCUUCGUCUUUGAAGAAGACACCGCGAUCUGUGCAGUACUUUCCUCAUUGGCAGUCUGCGUGGUUUUGGCACGGCGGGAAGCUGUUUGGCGUGAGUCGCUCACUCGAUAGCUUUCAUUCUGGCAUCAAAGAUUCGACAUACGACGGUAUUGGUGGCGAGGAGCUGACUAUUAGCUGCUUGGGUCUCUCUGCGGAUCCCAUCAGGAGGUUCACCACCUUGUGCCGCAACAUCGCAGACAGCAAAGCACAGUUCUAUGUGAUCAUCUACAGCAGAGAUCGCUAUGGGCUCUCCUGGAAGGCGAAGUAUCGCAAGCCUCUGCGCCGGCUGGAGACCGUACAUUUUGACGACAGCAUUAAGCAAGCACUUCUCUCUGAUAUACGCACCUAUCUCGAUCCUAGGACAAAGAAGCUAUAUCAAAGUCGUAGCAUGCCCUAUCGAAGAGGCUACCUAUUCUACGGCCCACCUGGCACUGGAAAAUCAUCGCUGUCAACGGCACUUGCGGGAGAAUUCGGUCUAGAUCUGUAUGAGGUCAAGAUCCCAAGCAUUGCGAGCGAUGGCGAUCUUGAGCAGAUGUUCCAGGAGAUCCCGCCUCGUUGCAUAGUGCUCUUGGAAGACAUCGAUGCUGUGUGGGCCAGCCGGGAGCAGCGCCUCGAACAGCGCCCCAUCUACGACAGUGCAAGCGAACGCUCUGCGACACCAAGCAUCUCAAACGUGACCCUCUCCGGCCUGCUCAAUGUUCUGGACGGCGUUGGAUCGCAAGAAGGUAGGCUCGUGAUCAUGACAACAAACAAGCCAGAUCAGCUCGACAGCGCUCUUACUCGCCCUGGCCGUAUUGAUUUCAAACUGUACCUCGGCAACAUCAGCAGGAGAUCUGCUGAGCAAAUGUUCAUGCGCAUGUUCGCUCCCGAUCUGCUCAGCUGGGCUCGUCAAUCAGCGGAGAAGGCGGAUAGCCUUGACGAACAUGUCUCCGUGGAGCAGCUGAGGAUGCUAGCGGCUAGAUUCUCGCAGGAGAUCCCGGAAGACGCCUUCACACCGUCGCAAUUGCAAGGCUUCUUUCAACUGCACCUUAACGAUAUCAUGCAAGCGGUAUCUAGCAUUGCCAGCUGGGUUAAGCAAGAGCUGGCCGCGCGAUCUGAGAAGAAUUUCGAAAUAUAUUGA
Molecule: messenger RNA, 1506 nt
Organism: Fulvia fulva
Lineage: Eukaryota; Fungi; Ascomycota; Dothideomycetes; Mycosphaerellales; Mycosphaerellaceae
Product: Mitochondrial chaperone BCS1
Exons: 1
Coding region: 1-1506 (501 amino acids)
Biological process (GO): protein insertion into mitochondrial inner membrane from matrix; mitochondrial respiratory chain complex III assembly
Cellular component (GO): mitochondrial inner membrane
Molecular function (GO): ATP binding; ATP hydrolysis activity
Source: RefSeq, a predicted model, not a curated record